Molecule: messenger RNA, 1568 nt
Organism: Triticum urartu
Lineage: Eukaryota; Viridiplantae; Streptophyta; Magnoliopsida; Poales; Poaceae
Product: UDP-glucose 4-epimerase 1
Biological process (GO): galactose metabolic process
Cellular component (GO): cytosol
Molecular function (GO): UDP-glucose 4-epimerase activity
Source: RefSeq, a predicted model, not a curated record
CCUGCGCUCGCUUUGCCUCCUCCCUGCAACUGCUCUUGUAUCGCAAGGAGAGCAAGAAAGAAAGAAAGAAAGAAACAAACCGCUCUUGUAUCUCUCAGGCCAAAGAAGAGGAGAAACCAACUUCCCCUUCUCACCCCCCACCCCAGAUAUAUAAAACCCAAAGAAAGAGUCGAGGAGGAAUCAGAACAAGGAACAAGAUGGUGUCUGCGGUGUUGAGGACGAUCCUGGUGACCGGCGGCGCGGGGUACAUCGGCAGCCACACCGUGCUGCAGCUGCUCCUGCAGGGCUUCCGCGUCCUCGUCGUCGACAGCCUCGACAACGCCUCCGAGGAGGCCAUCCGCCGCGUCCGACAACUCGCCAACGCCCCGCAAAACAGCCUCGACUUCCGCAAGGUGGACCUUCGUGACAAGGAGGCGCUCGACCAAAUCUUCUCCUCCCAAAGGUUCGAGGCUGUGAUCCACUUUGCCGGGCUGAAAGCCGUCGGGGAGAGCGUGGAGAAGCCCCUGCUUUACUACGACAACAACCUCAUCGGCACCAUCACCCUCCUCCAAGUCAUGGCAGCACAUGGAUGCAAGAAGCUUGUCUUCUCAUCAUCAGCCACUGUCUACGGGUGGCCCAAGGAGGUGCCCUGCACCGAGGAGUUCCCGCUCUCGGCGACCAACCCUUACGGCAGAACAAAGCUUGUCAUUGAAGACAUCUGCCGUGACCUCCAGCGCUCGGACCCUGACUGGAAGAUCAUCCUGCUGAGGUACUUCAACCCAGUCGGCGCUCACCCGAGCGGCUACAUCGGGGAAGACCCCCUUGGAGUCCCCAACAACCUGAUGCCCUAUGUCCAGCAAGUCGCUGUCGGGAGGCGGCCUGCGCUGACGGUUUAUGGGACCGACUACAACACCAAGGAUGGAACAGGGGUACGUGACUACAUCCAUGUUGUUGACCUGGCUGACGGCCACAUCGCCGCCUUGAGGAAGCUCUACGAAGAUUCUGACAGAAUAGGGUGCGAAGUGUACAAUCUGGGCACUGGAAAGGGGACAUCCGUGCUGGAGAUGGUUGCCGCAUUCGAGAAGGCUUGCGGAAAGAAAAUCCCUCUGGUUUAUGCUGGAAGAAGAGCUGGAGAUGCCGAGACUGUGUACGCUGCCACCGCCAAAGCAGAGAAGGAGCUCAAGUGGAAGGCCAAGUAUGGGGUGGAGGAGAUGUGCAGAGACCUGUGGAACUGGGCCAGCAAGAACCCCUACGGCUACGGAUCCAGCGAUUAAUAGACACCAGAGCCAGUAGUAAUAGCAUACACCAUAUGAUUCAUCUAUAUAUUUAUCCACCACCACCACAGAGCACAGAGAGAAGAAGAGUACUAGUGAUGUGUAUAGGGAGUGAGUCGGAUCGGAUCCAUCAGUAGCUUAUAAUUAAUUAUAUUGUUCGCGUUAGAAAGCUAAUCAUAUCAAUCUCCCUUAUGGAGUAGAAGAAAUAAGGUUGGUUCCCUUGCCUCGUAGAAAUAUAUAUAUAUAUCUUGUCGCUCAUGGAAUAACUUACUUUACCUACUGAUAUAAAUAUAUAUGCUUGGUUCAUUUUGUUGA